AUGGAAUUGCUAGUUCAGAAACACUUAAAGUUUAUCGGACGCCACCUAACACUCCUUCCAUCUUUCCAUCAGAGGCAUGAUCCUAACAAGAUUGCAAUCGUAUACUAUUCUAUUGUGGGAAGUAAUUGCCUUGGUCAGGAUAUAAUUUCAAAAUACGGUGGCAGUACAACAUGGUUGACUACUCUUUACAAAUCUUUGGCUUUAAGCGAUGGGACCAGAAUUUCAGGAUUUUUGGGUAGCGGUACAAUGGACGUUGGGCUUAUUCCUACAAUCCACUUACCGAGCAGCCUGUUUGCAAUCCUUGUACUAUUGUCCCUUAAUGCUCAUGAAUUCUUCGACUCCACCCUUGAUAAAGAAUCAUUGUGUAAUUUCAUUGGGAAAUGUCAAUUGAGUAAUGGUUCAUUCGUGUCUACGUUGGAUGUUAAGAAUGAUGGGUCUACAUCUGCAACAGAUUCGAAUGAUCUAAGAUACUGCUACAUUGCAUUAUCCCUACUUACAAUCAUGGGUUGCAAAACACAAGGAGACUUCGGGAAAUAUAUUUGCGUUGAGAAACUGCUACAAUUUAUAGAGACUAAACGUUGCACAGGAGGUGCGUUUGGAGACUACAAUGAACCUCAUGCUGGCUAUACUAACUGCGCCCUGUCUUCGUUGAAGUUGUUAGACAAGCUAGAUAUUUUAAGUGAUGCCUUCAAACACGAUACAAUCGAUUGGCUUGUACAUAGGCAGGUGUCCAUUUUUGAUAAAGUCCCAUUGCCUGAAGAUAGCGAGAAUUAUUUUGCAGAAGAUCAUGGCGGUUUUCAAGGCAGGGAGAACAAAUAUGCUGAUACAUGCUACGCCUUCUGGUGCUUAAACUCAUUGAAUAUUUUAGAAUCCAUGUCACUUGUCGAUAACCUAAAAUUGAAAGAAUAUCUUUUAUUCAAAACUCAGAAUAUGCUAAUUGGUGGUUUUGCCAAGAAUAAUGAGGACGACCCUGACAUCUACCAUACUUUCCUUGGAAUUGCAGCAUUGAGCUUAAUUGAUGGCACAUUCGAUGGUAUAUUAUGCAUUACUGAAGAAGUGCGUAAACACUGGUUCGGUUAA
Messenger RNA from Eremothecium cymbalariae DBVPG#7215, 1080 nucleotides. It is a transcript of the gene CDC43, whose product is annotated as protein geranylgeranyltransferase type I subunit CDC43. The transcript has a single exon. Gene Ontology annotation, molecular function: CAAX-protein geranylgeranyltransferase activity. Gene Ontology annotation, biological process: protein geranylgeranylation. Lineage: Eukaryota; Fungi; Ascomycota; Saccharomycetes; Saccharomycetales; Saccharomycetaceae. The coding region runs from base 1 to 1080 and encodes 359 amino acids. The record is from RefSeq and is a predicted model, not a curated record. Gene Ontology annotation, cellular component: CAAX-protein geranylgeranyltransferase complex.